This is a messenger RNA of Uranotaenia lowii, 3118 nucleotides long. It is a transcript of the gene Hil, whose product is annotated as hillarin. NCBI's taxonomy places the organism in Eukaryota, Metazoa, Arthropoda, Insecta, Diptera, Culicidae. The record is from RefSeq and is a predicted model, not a curated record. Bases 457 to 2898 code for a protein of 813 amino acids. The transcript has 12 exons.
CUCAACAAAAUCAGUAGUGAGCUGUCUCUCGGAACGAUAUAGACGUGUAUGACCUCAGCGUAAAACAAACAGGUCGAUCGCGGUUGGUGUAACUCUUUGCCUCAAUCUUGCGGAAAAAUAGAAUGGAGUGAAACGAGUUUUUCAAAAAUAAUAAAACAGCACAUACUGCAGCAAUUCCUUUACGGCAGUAGUGUCGCGCAAAAGGAAGAAAAAAGUUUUCAAGAAGAAAUUGCCGACAAGAAGAGUGAAUCAGAUAUUUCCGCUGUACGGGGUGUGUGAAAAGCUUCACAUGAAUACAAGCAGCAAAAGUGUGUGCGCGAUAUGAUAAUUUGUGCACCGAGCGAGACGAAUAACUAGUGGAAUCUGAAAUCAUCGUUGAAGAGAAGAGCUCCAUAAAGGUGUACAGUGAAAACGUGAUAUCAAAGGCUUAGAGCAGCAGAGAGGAAAGAAAUCGCCAUGUAUCGGCCGAAUUUCUAUGAAUCAACAUGUUUCCGCUGCAACGAGAUCGUCUAUCAGGUUGAUCGGGUGGGUCCACUGAAGGAUUUCACAUUUUUCCACUCAGGAUGCUUCAAAUGUAAAAAAUGCGGAACCAAACUCACGCUUAAAACUUACUACAACAACCAGCAUGACCAGGAUGAUAAAGAGGUUUAUUGCUGUUCCCACGUGCCAAAGAGCGGUCCCGGCCAUUUUGACCAAACGUCAGUUGGCAUAAGACAAGCGCUGAAUGUGCCGAAAAGCACAAACUACGUCAAUGAACAAAUCAGAGGGCAUCGAAACGAUAGCAUUGACGGUCUACCGAGGCAAAUGACACCAAAUGGUUUCAACGGAAUCCACGAGGGCAGUUCACCGCCACAGACUGAUCCCGAGUACAAAUAUGGUCGCUUCGAUGCCAGCGCCUUACACAUUGCCCACGCGCUCAAGCAGACGGAAAUUCAAAAAGCGUACGAAAAGAAGCGCGAAAAACCGAUCGAUUAUUAUUUGGCACGUGAAGAACAAGCGAAACUCGAAAUGAAACACCGCAAGGAAGAAGAUGACUUGUACAGAAAAUUCGCAAAGAAACGUGAGGAAGAGGAUAAGCGAAUGCAGAACGAGAUUCAAGAUGAAUGGGAACGUGAGUUACAACGCCUGGCCCACAAGUUCGAAAAGGAAAUGACGACCUCUCGACGAUCCCGGGAAGAUCAAAAUAUUCUGACGCUUAAACACGAGCAGCAAAAGGAGGAUUUGGAGAAAAACAUGACCAUCAGGAAAACGAAAAAGAAAGAAAGUUUAACACGCAAACUUCUCGAGCACGAGCGAUCGGAAACAGCUGCAUUGGUCGAUCGCCAAUCCAGUGAAAUGUUAGAGUUGAUCAGUGCGCGAAGAAGUGAAUACAUGCAGAGUGAGAGUAUAUUCCUGGAUGAAGAUUUUACGGAAGGUACAACACCACUGGGAUAUCCGUUAGUUGCACCCAAACCUGCACCGCCUGCGCUCAGUAAAUUCCAAAUCUACAACGAUCCAGUUGAGUUUCAGGAUGUAGAUCAGAUAGCUAUUACUGUUGCUCAAGAGGAUCAAAAAACUUUUACUGAUUUGGUACGGCAACUUGUCGGUCGAUGCACGUCGGAUAUUGAAAAGGCUCGCACUAUAUUCAGGUGGAUUACGGUGAAAAAUCUCAAUACUAUGACAUUUGAUGAUGAUCUGCGGGGAGAUACCCCGAUGGGACUUUUGAGAGGUAUCAAGUUUGGUACAGAGAGUUAUCACGUUCUGUUUAAGCGUCUGUGCAGCUAUGCCGGUCUACACUGUGUCGUCAUUAAAGGAUACUCUAAGAGUGCUGGUUAUCAACCUGGUGUGAAGUUCCAGGACUCAAGUCAUCCGAAAAAUUCAAGAUUUAGAAAUUCUUGGAAUGCAGUCUACGUUGCUGGUGCGUGGAGGUUCGUACAAUGCAACUGGGGUGCUCGACAUUUGGUCAAUGCUAAAGAAGCUCCAAAAAGUGGAAAGGGUAAAAACGACAGCCUGCGCUAUGAAUAUGACGACCAUUAUUUCCUAACGGAUCCCCGAGAAUUCAUUUACGAAUUUUUCCCUCUCCAAGAGGAAUGGCAACUGCUUAAGAGACCUAUAACGCUCAGCGAGUUUGAGAAUCUUCCCUUCGUAAGGUCGCUUUUCUUCCGUUACGGUCUUCAUUUUGCAGAUGAAGGAUACGGUGCAGUGGUUUACACGGAUGAUACAGGUGCUGCAACCGUACGGAUAGCGAUGCCUUCCGAUAUGCAAGGAUGUCUGAUAUUCCACUACAACCUCAAGUUUUAUGACAGUGAAGAAGAUUCUUACGAUGGCGUAUCCUUAAAGCGAUUUGUAAUGCAGUCCGUUAUAAGUAACAUCGUGGCUUUCCGAGUUCACGCCCCUUGUUCGGGCGCAUUUUUACUCGAUAUAUUUGCUAACGCCGUUACACCUCAAGAGUACCUGACAGGCGAACCAAUGAAGUUCAAAAGCGUCUGCAAAUUCAAAAUAUGUUGUGAGGAAUUACAAACGGUCAUGGUGCCUUUACCGGAUUGUGCCAGUGGCGAAUGGGGACCUACUAAAGCUACCAGACUUUUUGGACUGAUACCAAUUACACACCAGGAGCCCCUCAUUUUCGCUGGACGAGCUAUUGAGUUGCAGUUCCGAAUGUCAAGACCGCUAACGGAUUUCAUGGCAACUUUACACAAAAAUGGAAUCGAGGAGAAGAAAUUAUCGAAAUAUGUACAACACAAUGUGAUAGGAGAUACUAUCACAUUCAACAUCAGUUUCCCACAAGAAGGACAAUAUGGAUUGGACAUUUACACACGGGAAGUUGGAUCCAUUGCAAACAACAACAACUCAUCAACCGAGAAACAUUUGCUUACACAUUGUUGCAAAUAUCUUAUUAAUUCUUCAAAACGAAACUAAUGGCGUUUUCGUUUGGAGAAAACUAGGAUUGAAAUAGGUUACACGUUCUACUAACACGUGCUUAUUGUAAUGACUUCAACCAAACCUAUUACUUACCAAACGAAAACGCGAUAAUGAAAUUGACCUAGCCCACUCAUCACCAGUUUUAAAAAUAUAAACCGUACUCUAUUGUUAGCUGAAUAAUGUUAUUUGUUCUUGUAAAUAUAGAAUAGUAAAACUA